CCGUAUAUAAAGUAAAUAUCCAAUUGCAUUGGCAACUGCAAUCUAAUCUCACCUCAAUUCAAUCCAAUCCAAUUCAACCACCGUUUCAAUCAAAAUGCUCAACCUCACCCUCCCCACCGCCCUCGUCCUAAUCGACAACCAAGCAGCCUUCACCCACCCAACCUACUGGGGCACCUCGCGCUCCAACCCCCUCUACGAAACCAACCUGUCCUCUCUUCUCCAGGCCUUCCGCACUGCCCGAAAGAUCAACCCCUCCCUCCCCCUCGAAAUAAUCCACGUCUUCCACUCCUCCGCCUCACCCACCAGCCCGCUCCACCCCGCCGACCCAAGCAAAGGCGCUCACCCGCUCGACUUCGCGCAGCCCGCAACAGACAACUCCGAGCCUGUCUUCUGGAAGAACGUGAACUCGUGUUUUAUCGGGACGGGGCUGGAGGGGUAUCUCCGGGAGAAAAACAUCAGGCAGGUGGUGUUUGCGGGGUUGACGACGGAUCAUUGUGUUUCGACGACGGUGCGGAUGGCGGCGAAUUUGGGGGUUGGGGAUGUUUACCCUGACGGAAAGCCGGCGGUGGGUGUUGAUGGGCAGCAGAGUGUGAAGGCUGUUGAGAAAGGGGUUGUGGUGCUUGUUAGUGAUGCGACGGCGACGUGGGCUAAGGGCGGGUUUGAUGCGGAGACGGUGCAUAAGGUUUCGUUUGCGGUGGUGAUGAGUACGGAGGAGGUGACCAGUUGUCUAGAAGCUGCUUCAUAGGUGGUUAGGGAGUAUUCGCCACUGCUGGUGGGAUGACAGCGGAGAUCCUUCAUUAUACUUCCAGUAUAAACAUGGAUUACCCCGAGGUUACCGUUUGGGAACCAAUGAUGAAUUCGGAAUACCAGAGUCCUGACAUCAUCAUGAGUGAUCGAUAUAUAUAUGUAUAUAUAAGAAAUGCUGACCUCAACUCUUCCUCA
Messenger RNA from Aspergillus novofumigatus IBT 16806, 942 nucleotides. Its product is annotated as putative isochorismatase family hydrolase. The transcript is spliced from 2 exons. NCBI's taxonomy places the organism in Eukaryota, Fungi, Ascomycota, Eurotiomycetes, Eurotiales, Aspergillaceae. The coding region runs from base 95 to 745 and encodes 216 amino acids. The record is from RefSeq and is a predicted model, not a curated record.